Molecule: messenger RNA, 1473 nt
Organism: Rotaria sp. Silwood2
Lineage: Eukaryota; Metazoa; Rotifera; Eurotatoria; Philodinida; Philodinidae
Source: the annotation of a GenBank genome assembly
AUGACUUUAUUGCUAACUGUUUAUAUUCAUCAUAGAAAUAAUAUUUUACAAGUAACAGACCAACGUGUAAAGAUUAUGUCUGAAAUAAUUAAAUCAAUACGUAUUGUUAAAAUGUAUUGUUGGGAAAUGGCAUUUGAUAAGAAAAUUCGUCAUGUAAGAAGAUGUGAAACUAUUCAAUACAUGUUUAGUUUGAUAUUCGAUUGUGUUCAAAUGCUCUUUUCACAUACAUACAUCAAUGUAACAUUUUUGAUGAUGUAUGGAACAAUGUGGUGGCUCAACAUUCGAUUUGAUAUACGCUUCUUUGCAGUUGCAUCAUGUCUACUUGGUCAUAUGAGAUUGACUGUUGUCGAAUUUUUUAAUAAUGCUGUAAAAGAUCUUGUUCACUAUAUGGCUGCUCAAAAAAGGAUACAGAAUGGAUCAUUUUGUCUGAAAAAUAUUGUAUUUGAUGCUCAUCCAGGUGAUUUGAUUUGUAUUAUUGGACCUGUUGGAGCUGGAAAAAGUUCUCUUUUGCAAACACUCACUGGUGAAAUUGCAAUUUUUGAUGGAAAAGUUCGAAUGUAUGGUUCAUUUUGUUAUGUACCACAAGAAUCAUGGAUAUUUUCUUCAACUAUUAAAAUGAAUAUUCUUUUUGGCAAAGCAUAUGACCAUAACUUAUUUUGGACUGUUGUUAAAGCAACUGCACUUGAUACAGAUUUUGUUCAAUUACCUGAUGAGGAAAAUACUCUUGUUGGUGAUCAAGGUAUUAUGCUAUCAGGAGGUCAAAAGGCACGUGCUAGUAUGGCCCGAGCACUCUAUCGAAAUGCAGAUAUUUAUCUUCUUGAUGAUCCUUUAUCUGCUGUUGAUGUCAAAGUAGCUAAACAUCUCUUUCAAAAAUCUAUUAAAAACUAUCUUGCUGACAAGAUUUGCAUAUUAGUUACACAUCAAAUUCAAUUCUUACAAAAUGCAACUAAAAUUAUUGUACUCAAUAAUGGUGAAAUGGUACAAAUUGGUAGUUACACUGAUCUGCUUGCUUCAUCAUCAUCGUUUGCUCGUUUACUUGAUGAUAUUCAUCAAUUUGAACAACAACAUUCUAUUGAACUUCAUCAACAACAAUCGAUUAUUAGUUCCACUUCUUCAGAUGUUGAUGAGGAAACAUUAGCACUUUCGAAAAAUGUUGAAACAAAACAUAAGGGUAUAGUCAAAUGGCAUGUAUAUGUUGCAUAUUUAAAGGCUGGUGUUGGUAUUAUUAUGGGUUUGUUCAUCGUCCUUAUUGUGUCAUCUGUGAGAGAAGCAACAUCAAUAUUCUGUAGUUGGUGGUUAGCAAAAUGGAGUGAUGAUGAAAGUUAUCGAUAUCGAAUUUUGAAUAAUUGUACAAGUGUUCAAAAUACUAAUAAUACGGUAUGGUCUAUGAAUAAUACAGAAUGGAAUAAUCAUCGAAAUCGACGAUUCUACAUUUAUUGUGGUUUGUAUUUAAAUAAUGAUCGAAUUGUUUGA